Rotaria sp. Silwood2 is the source of this 531-nucleotide messenger RNA. Lineage: Eukaryota; Metazoa; Rotifera; Eurotatoria; Philodinida; Philodinidae. The record is from the annotation of a GenBank genome assembly.
AUGCUCGAUAUCGUCUCUAAUUUCAAUGAGAAACAUGGUUUCGAACAACCAUCCAAUGGUCAAUCGACAGAAGAAGUCAAUUGUGUUUCACAUUAUGAUCCAGGAUUACUCUCCAUUAGUAUUCUCUCAAAACAUGAAGGACUUCAACUGAAAGACAUGAAUACAAAUCAAUGGAUUGAUGGACCAUUAGAAUCGGAGAUUGGUGUGAUCUGGUUAGGCGAAGCUGCUGCUCGACUAACAGACAAUCAUCUGAAACCAGGUAUUGAUCGGAUGAUCUAUCCUCAAGGAGGCAAACCUCGAUUGACAAUGUGUUAUGAAGUGUGUACAAUAGCACAGCUGGAGAAUCUGAGUGUUGAAAAGAAGAGUGAAGUGAUGGCUGGUGGAAGUGUGACAUUUGACAAUCGUCCAGGAUUAGGGGUGCACCAGCUCAAGCUCAAAAAUUCAGCUGAGCUGAGUGAAAAAGCUGUUCGAACGUUCAUUUCGGUAGGAGCUGAUUGGUUUGAACAGCUCGUUCCAAAAGAGCUGAUCUGA